AUGGCUGUCAUGUCCGUCGGGUUUAUGCUUCCAACGUCCCGAGACGCAAUCAUGUGGAGAGGGCCUAAGAAGAACGGAUUAAUCUCCCAGUUCCUCAAGGAUGUCGACUGGGGCGAGUUGGACUAUCUUCUUAUCGACACACCGCCCGGAACGUCUGACGAACACCUCAGUAUCGUUCAAUAUCUAAAAGAAAGCGGAAUAGAUGGCGCGGUUCUUAUCACAACCCCUCAAGAAGUUGCCCUCCAAGACGUGCGACGGGAGAUCGACUUCUGCAGAAAAGUUGGAAUUCAAAUCAUCGGCUUAGUGGAAAACAUGUCAGGUUUCGUCUGCCCCAACUGCAAAACUGAAUCACAAAUAUUCAAGCCGAGCACCGGGGGUGCUAAACGGCUUGCAGAAAAGACAGGAAUCGAGCUACUCGGAGCCGUCCCGUUGGACCCUCGGAUAGGAAAAAGUGCUGAUUAUGGUGUUAGCUUCCUCGAUGAAUAUCCUGACAGUCCGGCGACGACAGCUUAUUUGGAUAUUAUAGAUAGGAUAAAAGACAUCCUAGGAGACGACUAA
Molecule: messenger RNA, 558 nt
Organism: Cyclocybe aegerita
Lineage: Eukaryota; Fungi; Basidiomycota; Agaricomycetes; Agaricales; Hemipholiotaceae
Source: the annotation of a GenBank genome assembly